AAUCGCAUCUGCCAUCAUGGGACGAUCCGCGGUGAAGUUGCCAUCGCGCGCACGGCUGUUAGGUCGACGUUCAUCAAAAUCCAUAUCGCGCGAUGCAUAACGUGAGAGAUUGAACGUCCAAGAGAGAUUGAAAGAUCAGAACACAGAACGAAGCAGUUUGAAGUCAAUUCCGUCGUGCGUGAUGGUCGCCGCGGCGCGCGAGACAAGAGGUUAUAAAGCCCCGACGACGGCGAGGAUGGCGAGCGAACGUACCGCCCGCACCUCCUCCUCUUGAAUCUCGACGCGAGACGUGUGUGAGGAAUCUGCGAGGAGGAUCCGCUUCUACGUCGCAUCCGCUCUGACGAGAGAGACAGACGUUCCACCUUCCCCAAGGGAGGAGAACUUUCCCGCGCGCGCGUUCUGAGACCACCACGUGCUCCGCGUUCGCGCUCUGAGAAAGUGUAAUGACUCCGGUGAAGUUACAUCAUCUUGACGUGACACGUUGAACGUGUCCGGCGGCAUGACUUCCUCGCGCGCGGUCCUCAGAGCGCAACGUCGACAGUGAGCAGCGCUGCCGAUCGUGCCGUGGGCCGCAUGCAUCGAUCGCCCAGGUUCAUCACCGGUUGAGUCUCGCGUCAUCGUCGGGAGCUUGCAGACACGGUGGUCAGAACCGAGGAUUCGCGCGGCGAGAUUUCAAGUGCGGUGUCCGGGCCUCAGUGAGAUGGCCUUCAUGAUGAAGAAGAAGAAGUAUAAAUUCUCGGUGGAGGUCGACCUCGAAGAGCUCACGGCGGUGCCCUUCGUCAGUGCUGUGCUGUUCGCUAAACUGAGACUUCUGGAUGGCGGUUCUUUCGUCGAUCAUUCCACCAGGGAGGAAGUGCAAGAGCACACGGUCAGGUGGAACGCCAAGUUUGAGUUUUUAUGCAAGAUGAGCGCCAAUGCAUCCACGGGCGUGCUCGAUCCGUGCAUCUUGAGGAUAUCCGUGAGAAAGGAAUUGAAAGGAGGCAGAUCCUUCCAGAAAUUAGGCUUCACCGAUCUGAAUCUGGCCGAAUUCGCAGGAGCUGGUCUUUGUCGAAGAAGGUGUCUCUUGGAAGGUUACGAUGCGAGACAUCGUCAGGAUAACUCUAUGUUACGCGUAGCCAUCAAGAUGAACAUGCUUUCCGGAGAUAUCCUGUUUAAAGUCCCUUCGCCGUCGUUGAAGCAGACGCAACUGGCAGUGCCUGGAGUGCAAGGUGUACCUGGCGUUACCGGCGACGAGGUGACGACGUCUGAAAGAUGCACCAACCGGGAGGAUUAUGUAUCCACCGGCUCGCUGGCAGGGAGUAUAGCCAGUGCCAGCAGCGGUUUCGGCAGUCUUCCCAAAAAGAGACCCCCACUUUUCAGCUCCGAACUUCUCAGCGGAACGGAGACGUACGAACCGAUGACCCUCAGCGAAAUCGUACCGUCGGCAGUUCCGGUGGAGGCUCUGGUAGAGGCGCACACGGAGUCGGGGCAUUCGCGCAACAGCAGCAACACCAGCCAACUUAGCAAAGGAUCCGGCUACGGUUCUCUCAAUUCACACAGCCAGCACAGCAGACAGAGCAGUAGCGGUGACAGUGGUCACAUCAGCCUCAAGCGAUCUCUUCAUUCUCAGUCCCUCGACUGUAACUACGAGACUCUGGACUCUCUAUCUUUUUUUUACUACUUUACGUCACCCUCCUGGCCGGUAUGGGCACCACGAAUCCCGAACUCCUACCAGAAUCCACCCGCACAACCGUUCGCCUGUCAAGCCGACCUCACCUCUGUCGAGCCUCUGUCGUCACACCCGUCCUUCGUGUCGCACAUGGUCUCCAGAACUCGAUUCUGGUCGACGUCGAGCCCGCUCUCCUCGCGUUGUCGUCCGAACGACGCGCUGAACUCGACGACGACGAGCGGCGGCGGCGGCGGCGGCGGCGUCGUCGUCGUCGCGGAGAACGUUCGCUCGAUCGGGAAUCAGCAAGAGCCACUUUGCGCUCGGAACGGCCUCUCGAGCGACGUUUCGCGACCGAGCGAUCGCCGCGAUCACCCCAACGACGAGUUGGUGGCCUCCACCUUGGUGGCGCCCGGUGUCUUCAGGGUGCCCGACGUGCCGCGACACGCGCGCAAGAAUUACGAGAGAAACAGCUACGAGUCGCGUAACGAACGUAACGCGAUCAACGAGCACGAGGCCAAUGUCUCGGUCGGCUCGGUCGCAAAGACGCGAAUCAAUCAUGCGGGCUGGCGCGGCAUGUCUAAGACCUGCGACUGCAUCGAGAAGGGCAAAACGAGUCCCGUUUUACGACUGAUCGAUCAGACCAGAGCCGUGUCCUCUCCCGAUCCUCUCCAUAGGCCCGACAAUCAAAGAGCCUCGCUACGUUCCGCGACGACAGCCCAAACCCUCAGGGGUAUUGGCGGAGGUCACCGCAAGUUACUGGACGGGGCGGGGGGCAAGCUGGCUACGGUCGCCACCAGUCCAGCGGACUCGGAGGAGUCCUCGUUAGGGGUGCCGGAAGUCGCUCCGCCGAGCUCGCAGCAUCGAAACAGCAUUACCCCACCAAAUCCUUCCGGCGGUUCGGGUCUCAGCGAAACCGGAUCCCUGGACCGAGCCAAGGCCGCAUUAGAGCGUAGGAAAAAAGCGGAGGACGGCACUGGUAAUCCUGUCCUCUGCAGAGUCGAGGUCACCAGGCCGAACCCUGAUUCUCUUAUCGACGAGCUGCUCAAAGCAACGAAUCUGGAACAGACGGAUCUCGAAAGUUCCGAGACAACUGGCCUUCAACUGUUCAUCGCGAAAGACGGCACGACCGCGCUCGGCAGCCAUGAGGUCAAGAGUCAAAUGCCCGGUGUGUUCAAGCAGGUGGUGAUGGAAGAGAACAACAGGUAACACGAAGCCAUCACGUCGAGACGGCAGUACGCAAGACAAACCGGCGCCACGUUCUCGUUGGCCCUGGUGCCAGAGCUCGUCUACGAAGCCUGCGAGCCCCGGUAGUCACGAAGGAGAACGACGAUAAUGACGACGAUGACGACGACGACGACGACGACGACGACGACGACGACGACGAGUUGGACGAGGGAAUCGCCGACCGAGGAGAGGGGAGCGGCUAAACGCGAAGAAAAUCGCGCGCCCAUAUUCUCAUUAUAGAUCGUUUAAAUCAUAGCUCUCCUCCGUAUGCGACGGCGGCUCGGCGACCGAUGUCCGUUUCAAAGCGAAACGCUCGAGCAUCAGCAAGGCUCGAGAGGAGCCGAAGGAGAAUCCCGAAAUUAGCGAACGCGAAAUCGGCACGCGGCGCCCCUGCUACCCGCUACGCUAAGACAGAUAAUAAUCUCCGUCUGUUAAGGUGACGUCGACGUGCAAGCGCAGGCGCACGCUAUCGCGAAGCUAACUCAAAAAGUGAAAAGCAAAUAUACAUAUUUUCUUCCCUGCAAACGAAGCACACAAUAAUUCUCGUCGAGCGUGCUUCACUUGAGAGGAGCGUUAGUCAAUAAAAGUUUAACUGAGGAGGGAAGUACAGCUUAGUACACACAGGGAGUAUAUAGGAUUACGCGAGAGGAUAAUAACAGCGAGACGAAACACACUCAAGGUCCGCGGAAACCUUGCAAUGGAGAAUAAUGUCGAGCGAAACUUAAGCGCCAACUUUAUUUAUAGCAAUACGGCGACGAUACCUUACAUUGACGCGUAACCGCAGAGCGAACUGAGAGG
This is a messenger RNA of Harpegnathos saltator (Jerdon's jumping ant), 3670 nucleotides long. RefSeq lists its product as uncharacterized. Bases 701 to 2854 code for a protein of 717 amino acids. The transcript has 11 exons. NCBI's taxonomy places the organism in Eukaryota, Metazoa, Arthropoda, Insecta, Hymenoptera, Formicidae. The record is from RefSeq and is a predicted model, not a curated record.